CCGGGGCGGAGCGGAGCGGGCGGUGCCGCGCUGCCCGCACGGCGGCUCCGCGGGGCUCGGGGGCAGCGCCGAGCGGCCAGGCUGAGCUCGCCUGGGCUCGGCACGGCUCCGCCCGGCCCUGCUGGGCUCGCCUGGGCUCGGCACGGCUCCGCCCGGCCCGGCUCGGGCCGCCUGCAUGCGGCGGCGGCGGCGGCGGAGCUGCCGGGCGGGACGAGCGGCUCCUCGGCGGGGCUGCCGGCGGGGAUGAACGGCUCGCUGGGGGCUCCGGGAGGGAUGAACGGCUCGCUGGGGGCUCCGGCGGCGCUGAACGGCUCCUCGGCCGCGGGGCUGCUGGCGGGGGCGGCGGGCGCGGCGCUGGAGCUGGAGCUGGAGCGGGCGCUGCGCUGCUGCACCGCCGCCUCCGUGGUGACCGACGGCAGCGGCGCCGAGGGCGACGAGCGCAGCCUGUACAUCAUGCGGGUGGUGCAGAUCGCCGUCAUGUGCGUGCUGGCCCUCACCGUGGUGUUCGGCAUCUUCUUCCUCGGCUGCAACCUCCUCAUCAAGUCCGAGGGCAUGAUCAACUUUCUGGUCAAGGACCGCCGCCCGUCCAAGGAGGUGGAGGCGGUGGUGGUGGGGCCGUACUGACCGCAGCGCUGAGCCCGGGGCUGGCCGCCCGCACCCUCCCGGGCUCGGCUCCGAGCUCUUCUUCCCGAAAAAUCAGCAGGAGAAUGGACCCGGCGUGCCGGAGGGCGGGAGAUGCGCGGGGUGGCCGGAGCGGCCCAUCCCGGCCCAUCCCGGCCCAUCCCGGCCCGGUCCGGCCGCC
Oenanthe melanoleuca is the source of this 802-nucleotide messenger RNA. It is a transcript of the gene RPRM, whose product is annotated as reprimo, TP53 dependent G2 arrest mediator homolog. The annotation marks the transcript as partial. Lineage: Eukaryota; Metazoa; Chordata; Aves; Passeriformes; Muscicapidae. The transcript has a single exon. The record is from RefSeq and is a predicted model, not a curated record.